This is a messenger RNA of Trichogramma pretiosum, 2451 nucleotides long. RefSeq names its product UPF0668 protein C10orf76 homolog. The transcript is spliced from 2 exons. The coding region runs from base 112 to 2136 and encodes 674 amino acids. Gene Ontology annotation, biological process: regulation of Golgi organization. Gene Ontology annotation, cellular component: cytosol. The record is from RefSeq and is a predicted model, not a curated record. NCBI's taxonomy places the organism in Eukaryota, Metazoa, Arthropoda, Insecta, Hymenoptera, Trichogrammatidae.
AUACAUAGUUUUCGUCUUAGUAAUCAUCGCGACUACUGUGCAGUCACACUGGCGACGACGCUGAAAUCUAAAGGAUGAACAGUUUUUAAAGCUUUUGCAAUAACCGAAAUCAUGGCCUCAAAGAAACGCGAAUUCGGAGCGAAUCGCUCUUACAAAGGAAAACUGCUCACCAUGUACGAGAGUCUCUUUAGAGCUGAAGAUGACAGUUUUAUUCAUGCCAAUUUUUGGAACGAAUUUUUCCUUAUUAAACCCGAGGUGUCUUAUUUGGAGAAUGAAAUUAUUCGACUAAACGAUGAAAAUUUGUCAAAAUGCAAGUCAAGGAUUCGUUUACUGAUAUCUCACUGCAUCAAUGCUCUGGGUGAUGAUAAUGGUUACAGAGUUGUGUACGCAAUGCAUACCCUUUCUGCAAUCAUGUUUACUUUGUACAAGAAAGCUAACCAACCAGAAAAACCCAUUGAUUUUGUAGAUAUUGCUUUUGGUGCAGAUAAUGUGCAAGAAAGAAUGACUUUGUUUGUGCAGCACAGUAACAAUUUUUUGACUGGAGAAUACUCACUAAAUUUCAAAGCUGCAUAUAUCAAGUUAUUUUUGAUCAUUGCUACAGGAUUAGAUAAUAUUAAUCAGAAUUCAUUGUUAGAAUAUAUUAUCAACAGUUCUAUAUUUGAGUCUCUGAUUGAUGUUUUGAGAGACACGCCUAUGAGAAAUCAAUUUGGUUACGAUGUUGUUCUAGUCAUGACUCUACUAGUUAAUUACAGAAAAUAUGAAAAUGCAAAUCCUUUUAUAGUUAAACUAUCAAUUUUGGACGAUGAACUCGCCUUAAAUGGAUACAGUCAAGUUAUAUCAAGUUCUUUAUCUAAAUUUUGCAAGCAAUUUACUCAAUUCCAUUCUGACACACACACAUCAUGGUUUUCAUCUCUUGGUAGUAUAAUAGGUAACAUGUUUGCUGGAGAGGAAGAAAGUAAAGUUCAAUUAAUUCAAGAAAACAAUCCGUUACUUUUAGCAUUGUAUGAAUUAACUCAUCUUAAUCGAAACUUUGUUAUAACACUUGCCUACACUCAAACUGACACAUCAUUGGCAAGCUCAACAGAAGGAUUAAACCAAAAACAACCCAAUUCUGGAUCUCCAGUACUUGAUAGUACCAAUCAACCUUUCAAUUUAUUAGCCAUUUUUCUGCAGUACUGCUCUAUUGCCAUUCAAGGAACUAAUACAGAGACAAUCAUGCAUAAUGUCAAAAUGUGUUUUCUUAUUUUAAGUUGUAUUUCUGAAGAUCAGUAUGCCAACAGUUUGAUGCAUGAUGCUAAUUUAGCCUGUAGAGUACCUUUACAUAGAGUACAGAUGCAUCAUAGAAAAGCAAACAAUAUAGCAACAAUUUCUCAACCAUUGGCAGCUACACUUCUGGAUUUAAUAGUUGAAUUUGUUGCAUCGCAUAUGAUGAAAAAAUUCCCAUUGGAAUUAUAUCAUCAAUGCAUUGGCAUACUGUUAAGGAUAGUUUGUUAUCAAAAGAGAUGCAGAAUUAGACUCAAUUAUCAAUGGUUAAAUCUAUGGACUGUUCUAAUAAACCUCACAAAGUUUUUAACAUCUAAUGAAAAUCAUUUGGCCAAAAAAAUGAAUAUAUUUGCUUUAGCUACUGAAGUAGUUAAUAUCUUCAACAUAUUUGUAACAUAUGGGGACACUUUUCUUUUAUCUCCUCACACAUAUGACGAGCUGUUUUAUGAAAUUAUCAGAAUGAAACUAAUAUUUACAAAUCUCAAUACAAUGGCUCUAAGAUAUGCCAAUAGCGAAACUUACGAAUACAAACAAAGUGCUUCUGAAUUAACUAAUGCUCUGACCAAUAUUCGUGACAUUCUUGGGCACUUUUUGGUAAAAAUUACGGAAUGGCUGAAGAAAGAAAACAUAUCAACACCCUCUGAGAAUCAGAUUAUGGAAAUAAUAAUUCAGAAUUACGAUAGCUUGACUUUGAAACUGCAAGAUAAUUUGGAUCAAUUUGACAGGUAUUCAGAGAAUCCAUCGCAUCUUGACUUUUUUGAUAAGAUGGUCAAAAGUAUCAUCAAAUCGACUCGAACGUCGGUUGAAAUAAAUCUCCACGAUGUAGAUGAAAUGGUUCGUAAUUACCGUAUCAACGCCUUACUGACGCCUUAGAUUAAUUAUAAUACAUACGUUACAUUAAGUUUCUGUUGUUUUUAAAACAAAUAUUUUCUUUUGCCUAUGAGUGAAUGAUGUGCAAUAGGAUAUCAAUGUAAAUAAUUUAAUGUUACAAAAUGUAUAUAAUUAAUUCUUUUAUUAAUAAUGCCAGUCUAUAUGUACAUAAGUAUGUUAUAUAUACUUGAAAAUUUUGUAAUUUUUAUGUCAUAAAGGGUAAUACCCAUCUAUUCUCUUACAGAUGUACUAUAAUUAAAAAUAAAAUAAUAAAUAUCAAUUAUUCAUAAUAAAUUUUAAAUAUUUACAAAACUCAGC